AUGAGUGACAUAAAGGAUAUCAACGUUAAAGAGCAAAAAUUCAUCUUGGAAAAUGAAAAUUUUGAGAUGCUUAAGGCACUCUAUGACUUCAAAGCUGUCUAUCCGAAGACUAUAUCAUUCGAGGAAGGUGAUCUGUUCUUGCUCCAUCAAACGUCUGCAAGACAAAGAAAUUGGUGGCAAGUAGUGAAUGAAAGAGGCAAUAUUGGAUUCGUUCCAUCGAAUUAUGUUGAAAAAUUGAAGGUCGAACCAGCUUAUCUCCUUGAAUUUAUUGAGACAGCAAUUGAAAAUUUAAAGCAUUCGGACGAGAAAGAAAUUAAUAACAUUAUAAGUCGCGAACAAUUGAUAUCAAAUUUAAUAGACAAGAAGAAGAAUUUGGAGAAGGUCAUGAUUGGAGAUGUCGAAUUGAGAAAUUUACCAGAACAACCACUUCCAAAGGAAAAGAAACACAAAUCGAAGGUCGGAAAUGGUUCAGUCAAACACCAAAUUGAAGAGCAAGAGGAGCAGGAACCGGAUAUCACUCAAGAAACAAAAAUUAAGCAUAGUAAAAGUAAGCCUGAAAAUGCUCCAAAGAAAUCGAUGUCGACAUCAAGCGUUGGAGCAAUACCCCCUCAAAUGAUACAAGAAAGUCCGAGUAUGAAUGUUUUAGCUUCAAAGUUAGAGGACGUAUCAUCACCGAGCAAUCCUCCUGACACAAGCCUUUUAUCAGAAGUUUCUUCCGGAGAAACGAUCACUACAAUUACAAUAACCAGCACAACUGACGACGCAACAAUUGUGACAAAAGAAUUAGAAUUAGAUGAUGAAGAAAUGAAUGCAGCACCGACAAGUGAUGCUACUAUGGCUGAUAUUAAGGAGGAGAAAUCUGAUGCAUCAAAAAGUUCCAGUAAUGAAAAAGUCGUUGCUAAUGGUGGAUGUAAAAAUGUCGUUAAGCACGAUGUAAUUAUAGUUGAGGAACAAGAUGUCUAUCAAAUCGUUGAAUCUAUUAGAAAGAAUACAAAUUUAAGUCACGAACUAUCUCAAUUAGCCCUAAGAGUUGUCAUUGACGAGAUGGAAGCUUUAAUACCUGAAUCAGCCAAAUAUCUCGAUCCAAUUGCAAUUCAUCUGACAAAUCCACUCACAGUUCCUGAUAAUCUUUUGGGACAAACUCAUGAUGCUCAACGUUUACGCAAUUUAUUCUCGGAACUAGCCGAUGCCAAAAAUGACUCAGAACAGAGAAGCUGGAUGCUUUACGAGGAUGAAAUAGAUUUAACAAAUUAUUUAACUGAAUUAAUUCGUAUACUAGUCGAUGCAGAUCCAAAAAUUUGUCGCUAUGAGAUGUCAUGCGAUGCAUACCAUUCAGUCAAUAAUCUCGUACUUUAUUAUCAAAUGGAAACAAGAUGGAAUAUAAGGAAGCUCUUGUUGAAAACUUUUAAAGCAAUGUGCUUAUUAGACGUCACGUGCGUUGAUCUUUUAAUUGGAUCGGUUUUACCCCUUGAAUUAGUACAGGACAUGCUGUCAAAUCCUGAAAACUUAGAGAAAUUAAGUGAAUUGUCUGUAAUGCUGAUCAUGAUCUUUAGUGCGGGACAUAAAAUGCCCAUUGCCCAUUUUGACCUAAUGAAACAUGACUUUGUGCUGUUUAUGCUUAAUCUAAUUGAAAAUCCAUUAGAAGAUGACCAAACAGAAUUUUUAUCUGACGUUAUGAUUAAUUUACUACUCGCUUUUAAUUUACAAUUUGACAAUUUUACUGAAAAUACAAUUUUGGAAGCAAUGCAACAGAUUAAGACAUCAAAAUCUUUUACCGAGAAAAUUCUCCUCCUCAUCAAUCGAGAAGAGGAUCCAGUGUUUGUACUAAAACAUACUAAACCACCGAUCAAUUCCGUUUUGAAAAUUCUUGUGGACUUGUUCUCAAUUCCUGAAACCACUAUUCUUUUUUAUACCAACGAUAUCAAGGUGCUUAUUGAUAUUCUCGUAAGACAACUCUCUGAUCUUUGUGCUGGCGAUCCUAUUCGCAAAUGGUACCUCGAACUGUGUCGCAGAAUCCUAAGGAACACAGAUUAUGCUGAACAUCAGCAUCGUGCAUUGGAUUUAAUGAAAAUUUUUACGAGAAUAUUUUGCGAAGAGACAGUCGAAUCAGCAGGAGAUCAGCAAAUUGUUCGUGAGAUUUCAAAUGAAUUCCCACACAUAUUUAAAGCUUAA
Messenger RNA from Chironomus riparius, 2172 nucleotides. NCBI's taxonomy places the organism in Eukaryota, Metazoa, Arthropoda, Insecta, Diptera, Chironomidae. The record is from the annotation of a GenBank genome assembly.